CUCUUCAUAUCCGAAAGAAAUAGGACUAAAACUGUUACUCCUCUCCGGCACCGGAAUCUCAAUUCAGUGAAAUUCACAAUGUCUUCUUCUACAACGUCGCCGUUCCACCAGUGCCUGCAGCCCUCAUCCAAAACUGCUCCCAAACCAAAACGACGUCGAAUAAAUCUUCUCUCUCUAUAUCUUCCCGCCCAAAAUCUUGGAUAACGGAACCGGUUAAUUCCGACUGUAUAACCACCAAGAACCCUCAUUUCCCAAAACCCUUCAAGGAAAUUGUUCAUACAAUCCAAAGUUUGCUUCUUUCUCCAUAAUUCCGAUCUCCACAAAAACCCCCAAAACCCUCCAGCAUGAACUCCUCCUUGCUUUUCUUGACUCUUCUAACUCUUCUUUUCGUCUCUAACCCAUCUUCUUCUUCUUCUUCAACCCAAGUGUUUGAAGCUUGGUGCAAAGAGUAUGGCAAGUCAUACUCUUCAGAACUAGAAGAGCUUUACAGGCGCAGUGUGUUUGAGCAAAACCUUGCCUUGAUUACCCAACACAACGAAAUGGCUUUUUCUUAUACCCUUUCCCUGAAUUCGUUUUCUGAUAUGACCCAAAAUGAGUUCAGGGCCUCUCGCUUAGGCUUCAGGCCUAUAUUUCUCGCUAUUGAGCACAAUGCAGAGAAGAAAUCCAGUGUGGCUAGUGAUGUUCCUUCUUCAAUGGAUUGGAGGGAGAAAGGGGCUGUGACUAGUGUUAAAGAUCAAGGGGAUUGUGGUUCUUCUUGGGCAUUCUCGGCUAUUGGUGCCAUCGAAGGUAUCAACAAGAUUGUGACUGGGUCACUUAUCAGCCUCUCUGAACAAGAGUUGAUGGAUUGUAACAAAGGUCUCACAACUAGAGGCUGCAGCGGCGGACAAGUGGCCAGUGCAUUUCAAUUUGUCAUGAAAAACAAGGGAAUUGACACAGAUAUGGACUACCCGUAUCAAGCUUGGGAUAUGGACUGCAAUCAGGAAAAGGUAAAUAGGCGUGUUGUGACGAUUGAUUCUUUUAAAUAUGUGCCCCUAUAUGAUGAGGAACAACUACUACAAGCUGUGGCAAGGCAACCUGUGAGUGCAAGUAUCGCUGCCAGUAGCUUUGCUUUUCAGUUCUACUCAAAGGGGAUUGUCACUGGUUCAUGUUCGACUUUGUUGGAUCAUGCUGUAUUAAUCGUAGGUUAUGGUUCAGAAAAUGGAGUGGAUUAUUGGAUUUUAAAGAAUUCAUGGGGCAAACGUUGGGGAAUGGAUGGCUAUAUGUAUCUGCAACGUGAUCAUGGAAAUCACAAAGGGCUCUGUGGUAUCAACAUGUUUGCUUUAUAUCCAAUAAAGACUGGUGCAAAUCCUCCUCCGCCAGGUCCUGUGAAUUGUGAUAGUAAUGGAGGGGAAACCUGCUGUUGUUGGAUGUGGUUUCGUGGAACAUGCCGUUCUUGGACAUGUUGUGACAACUUUGGUGUCUGUUGUGAGGAUCUCAUUCACUGUUGCCCCCCUGAGUAUCCAAUUUGUGAUACAGAAAGGAAAUUGUGCUUACAGGCUUAUGGGAACUUAACAAUGAAAGUGCAUGAGAGUAGAAGCAGUGCUAGGAAGUUGGGUACGAGCAAUGUUGCUCGGAAGUUGGGUACAGGCAGUGUUGCUGGGAAGUCAUGGCAACCACGACUACAGCCUUUCUUUAUUGGGGAUUGGCCUAUACCGAUCCCUCCUAGCCCUGUUCAAGUAAUACUGACGAACAAUGUGUCAUACUUCUUGCCAGGGAAUAAUUCUUCUGCUGAUCGAUCCAAAUCGAUUCAGUUUUAAAUUUUUCAUACUCUAUGUAAUGACGUGUUAGGAAACACAUUGUUCAAUAGAAUUGAAUAAGUUGAUUUGCAGCAUUACUGUAAAGUGUAGAGUAUGAGAUCACCAUACUGUAAAACUGAGAAGCAGAUUACGUCUACAGUUUCA
This is a messenger RNA of Rosa chinensis, 1940 nucleotides long. RefSeq names its product cysteine proteinase COT44. The coding region runs from base 345 to 1796 and encodes 483 amino acids. Gene Ontology annotation, molecular function: cysteine-type endopeptidase activity. The transcript has 5 exons. The record is from RefSeq and is a predicted model, not a curated record. Gene Ontology annotation, cellular component: lysosome. NCBI's taxonomy places the organism in Eukaryota, Viridiplantae, Streptophyta, Magnoliopsida, Rosales, Rosaceae.